This is a messenger RNA of Capsella rubella, 799 nucleotides long. RefSeq names its product bet1-like SNARE 1-1. The record is from RefSeq and is a predicted model, not a curated record. The transcript is spliced from 5 exons. Bases 147 to 515 code for a protein of 122 amino acids. NCBI's taxonomy places the organism in Eukaryota, Viridiplantae, Streptophyta, Magnoliopsida, Brassicales, Brassicaceae.
GUUGUUGAUGAUUUAGCUUCUUCUUUCGACAUAUCAACCGUUUCCUCCCUCAAAUUUGCGUUCUGAAACCAUAGAUCCAGGUAGGUGAACGUUGCUGCGAAAUCGAGAAGCCAGGACGAUUAGAUCGUGUUCUAUUCGAUUGAUCGAUGAAUCCUAGAAGGGAGCCGCGUGGUGGUAGAAGUUCUCUCUUUGAUGGCAUUGAAGAGGGAGGAAUUCGAGCUGCUUCUUCUUACUCUCAUGAAAUCAAUGAACAUGACAAUGAGCGUGCGUUGGAAGGAUUGCAAGACAGAGUCAUUCUAUUAAAACGACUAUCUGGUGAUAUAAAUGAAGAAGUUGAUACUCAUAACCGGAUGCUUGACAGAAUGGGCAAUGAUAUGGAUACAUCAAGGGGAUUUCUCUCAGGAACCAUGGACCGGUUUAAAACGGUAUUUGAGACAAAGUCUAGCCGAAGAAUGCUGACGCUUGUGGCAUCCUUCGUGGGUUUAUUUCUAGUCAUAUACUAUCUUACUCGGUGAAACUGGCAAAACCCGGAGGAUUCCUGAACCAUCCAUCCAUGAUCUCAUGUUUACCUGUUUCGCUCUCUCUCUAUGUUGGCUCUUACAAUCUAAUAUCCCUCAUCAGUGUAAUGAACGUAUGCCUCCAAUGUUAUAGUGUGAUCUAGUGCUUGGGUUGAGGUCAAAAAUUACAUAAACUUUUAUAAGAAUAUAUGAUGGAUUAUAUAAACAGUAGUGUUACUUCCUUGAUGUGUAAAUAGCAUAUAUGAAGUAACAAUAUACAAAAAGUAAUUUUGCAUAUUGAA